AGUAACCAAAAUAACAACACAGAAGACGGAAAUACUACGCAACACAAGAUCAUGCUCAAAAUGAUUUUAUAUGUAAAGUUUUUUUGCAAUGAGUAGAAGCUUUCAACAUGGGACGAAACAAUAUCAAUCUAGUAUGUCUUAUGCUGCUGUUAUUAUUUAAUGAUGUCUCAACAACACGGCAUGAUGUCAACAAAGCUUUGAAUGUAAUUUACAGAACAUACCCUGAUUACAUACCAAAUCUUCUUUCAUACUUGAAUCGCACAGGACAGGCGAACAAUCUAGAUGACGUUCUAUACAAAGGCAAUGUGCUAGAGAUAAAGAAGCAUGGAGAGAAAUAUACUAAAUUACUUCUUGAAAAUGUAUAUGGAGUAAGUUAUCGAGAUGGAAAAUUUGAGUCUACUGAAACUCCUAGCACAAUUGUUUACCCAUGCACAGUUACUCGUCACUGCCCUGGAGAUCCCCGAUUUUGUGAGUAUCAGGAAGGAGAUUCUAACAUCAUCAUUGUAUCAACACACGGUGGUAAGUUAAAACCUAAGAGCAUCACUGAUAGGGACGCUGGAUGUCUGAUCGAUGGCGAGUGUGUAUAUAACCAAAAAUGUGAUCAAAAGAAAGGAGUCACAAAGGAUUUUAAGCGCUGCUCUGUAAACAAACACAGUGACAAAUUCAGUAGAAAGAUUUCACUGCAGCUUGCAGAUUUACUGGAAGAUAUCUCAGGAAAACGUCCCCAUUUGAUCUUGAGCAAUCUCCAUCGAAUCAAGAUGGAUGCUUCGACGAGUAAGGAACAUGGCUCAUUUUCCGACUUUGAAAGCAAAAGAUCCUGGGAACAAAUUCAUAAAUUCAUUAAAGACGCAAAGGUUAGUCUUCACGGUAAACGCGGAUUGCUUAUUCACGUUCGUGGCACUAGAAAUGAAGAUGGUUUAAACAUGAUUGGGUAUGGGUUAGAAGCAAAGGAUUUGAGAAUUAAAGAAAGUCAAUCCUGGACGAAUUCAUCUAUUCAGCAUUUAGCUGAUUUAUCAAAUCAACCCAUCAAAAAAUUUCUGUUUGGCGAGAAAAGUUUGGGUGGACUACUAGAAGAAGAGGGUUACCCUACCACCCCAUCACCAGAGCACGAUACACCGGGUGAGAAUUAUCUCUCUGGUGACUAUAUCAUAGAUCAAUAUGGCUCAAAACAAAGCCCAGACAAGGAGAAGGAAGAUAACAUUGAUGCAAUACAAAUUGCUGUUCAUGAGAAGUUUACCACAAACGAGAAAAAAUUAAGAAAUUUCGUAAAAGUAUUGGCAAGGGUCAUCACCAAGUUUGUUGAUGUCGAUAGAAAAAAUUAAAACUCGGGCAGAAAUAUCCUUAAUGAAGCAUUUCUCUGCUUUUUAGACAUGCAGAAUUACAGGUUUUCUAGAAAGUCUAUAAGUCGAUGUUUUUUUACUUAAAACUUGAAUAUUUUAUCCUGUGCCACUCAUAAACCAAAUCUUUUUUAUUUAAAUAAUAUUUAAAAGCAAGAACUAUUAGUUUGUAAAGUUUCAACUGGUAAUCUUUCCAAGCAACCUUGUUGUUGAAUUUGGAAUUUUUGUUCCAUUUCCUUUUUGAAAAAGUCCUAUCCUAAAAAACUCACUAUUUUAAACGCAAUUUUCAAACAAUUGGUUCACCCCUGUUAAGAUAAGAUCAAAAUAUUUGCAAUUUUUUCCCCAUUUUCAAUUUCUUACGCAGACUCAACUGUGACUUUAAUUAACUUGACAUGAAUAAGUCUAUAAAGUACCAUAAAAUGACAAAACACCAACAAAAAUGUACCUUACCAUUCCCAGAUAUUUAUUUUUUCAGAUUGUAAUUUUUUUAUUGUAAGGUUUCCUAAAAAUUACAUUAACGCGUGAGGGUUUAAUUCCUUCAGCACUGGUACGUAUCAACUGACGAAAUGAUUUCUUCCUGAGACACAAAUUUGUCUGUGUAAAAACGAAAGAAAGUAGAGUACUCUGCAUUGACAAUGUAACUUAACGUUAAUCCUAUUUGGUGGGGGUGAUGAAGGGAAAUUUUUGAAACUUGGUUAUUAUCAAUAUUCUUAUGACUGACACUUCUACAAGAAUUUUGCCACAUUUUGGCAUGGUUAAUGUGGCUCAAUUAAA
Molecule: messenger RNA, 2111 nt
Organism: Hydractinia symbiolongicarpus
Lineage: Eukaryota; Metazoa; Cnidaria; Hydrozoa; Anthoathecata; Hydractiniidae
Exons: 2
Coding region: 108-1322 (404 amino acids)
Source: RefSeq, a predicted model, not a curated record